Aspergillus brunneoviolaceus CBS 621.78 is the source of this 1248-nucleotide messenger RNA. RefSeq names its product FAD-dependent oxidoreductase. The transcript has 2 exons. Lineage: Eukaryota; Fungi; Ascomycota; Eurotiomycetes; Eurotiales; Aspergillaceae. The coding region runs from base 1 to 1248 and encodes 415 amino acids. The record is from RefSeq and is a predicted model, not a curated record. Gene Ontology annotation, biological process: secondary metabolite biosynthetic process. Gene Ontology annotation, molecular function: FAD binding; monooxygenase activity.
AUGACUGCUCAUGAUGUUGUUGGUGGGGUAGGCGACUGUAUUGGCCUCCAGAGCAACGCAACACGCAUCAUCGGACGAUGGGGCAACGGGGCGAUCCACGAAGCCCUCCGUGACUGGGUCGUCACCGCAAAGGAGAUUCAGAUCCACAACUCGUCCGGCGGCCGGAUCAUCCGCCAGGAUCUCUCGGAGGUGUGCAAGCAGCACAACUACCUCCUGCCGCGCUCAGAGCUGAUCCGGGUGAUGUAUGAGCACGCGCGCAAGAUCGGCGUGGAGAUGACGCUUGGCGUGGACGUUUCCGACCCUGUUGAAGAUGAGCAGGGCGCCAGCGUGCUCGUCACGGCGCGGGAUGGCACAAGCGAGCGAGUCCGCGCGGACUGUGUGAUCUGCAGCGACGGGGUACACAGCAAGAUGCGCCAGGCGAUUAUGCGUGGGCAGCCCGUCGAGCCGCGGCCGUCGGGCUAUGCGGCCUUCCGGGCGUUGGUCAAUAUCGACCGACUUAGGGCAGAUCCAGAGGCCAGCUGGGUGUUUGAGGGGGUGGAGCAAGCCGACCGAUUCGACGUCUUCUUCCUCUCUGGUGCCCAGAUCGCCCUGCAGUCGUGUAACAAGGGCAAGGUCUUUUCGUGGUUCUGCAUCCACCAGGACACGCGCAACCUCCUCGACGUCUGGACAUCGACGGCCGACCCUAACGAAAUGCUCAACCUAAUCAAAGACUGGCCCAUCGGCGCGCGCCUCUGGUCUGUUAUCCGCCACACACUUCCCCAAAAGUUCAUCAACUACCCGCUCUUAAACCACGAACCGCUCUCGCACUGGGUCUCCAGCGGUGGCCGCCUCAUCCUCAUCGGCGACGCUGCGCACCCGCUCUCCCCGGCCGCCGGGCAGGGUGCAUCCCAAGGGAUCGAGGACGCCAACGCGCUCGCGACCACGCUCUCUCUCGCUGGACAGGAACGGGUGCCCCUCGCCCUCCGGGUGGCGGAGCGCAUUCGCUACGCGCGGGCUUCGGCUGUCCAGCUCAUCAGCCACCGUUCGAACGAGGGGUGGCGGAACCAGGACUGGGACGCGUUUGCGGCGGACGAGGAGAAUGUGGCCUCGCUGCCGCUCGAGACGUGGAUUUUCGGGCAUGAUAGCCAGGCGUAUACAGAGCGGGAGUUUGAGAGGGUUGCCAGGGCAGUCCGCGAGGGCCAAAAGUAUCGACCGACCAAUUUGCCGGAGGAGCUGUGGGGGGAGCUGGCGCUGGCCCAGUAUGCUUAG